UUGUGGCUCCUCGUCACCCGAAGAAAGUUCACUUCGCCCCCGGUGUGCGCCGUUUAGCACUCUCAAGAGGAAAAACCAUGGCAGAUUCGCAGGAGGACAAGCUCUUCAAGGCGGAAUACGCCAAGAGCGGCCGCGCUUCGUGCAAGAAAUGUAAAGAAAACAUCGCUCAGAGCUCCCUGAGGCUGGCCAUCAUGGUGCAGUCGCCCAUGUUCGACGGGAAGGUUCCCCACUGGCACCACUUCUCCUGCUUCUGGCAGCGAGCAAACGUCCAGUCCAGCGCUGACAUCGCGGGCUAUUCUCUUCUGCGCUGGGAGGACCAGCAGAAGGUCAAAAAGGCCAUCGAGGGCGGCGGAGCCACAACAGGAAAAGGUGACCAGAAGAGCGGUGCGGGAGGAGGGAAGACACUCAACGACUUUGCAGUGGAAUACGCCAAGUCGAACCGCAGCACGUGCAAAGGCUGUGAGCAGAAAAUAGAAAAGGAUCAGAUCCGCGUGUCCAAGAAGACCGUGGACCCCGAGAAGCCUCAGCUGGGUCUGAUCGACCGCUGGUACCACACGGCGUGCUUCGUGAGCCGCAGGGAGGAGCUGCUCUUCAAGCCCGAGUACAACGGCGCCCAGCUGAAGGGCUUCAACGCGCUGCGGGCGGAAGACAAGGAGGAGAUCAAGAAGAGGCUCCCCGCCGUCAAAUCUGAGGGCAAGCGGAAAUCCGACGACGUGGACGGACCCUCCAAGAAACAGAAGAAAGAGGAAGAGGAGGAACAGAAGAAGCUUGAAGAGCAGCUGAAGGCACAAAGUCAGCUGAUUUGGGGGAUAAAAGACAAACUGAAUAAGUUUUGUUCCGUCAAUGACAUGAAGGAGCUGCUGAUUGCCAACUCGCAGGAGGUUCCCUCUGGAGAGUCCAAUGUGGUGGACAGCCUGGCGGACGGCAUGGCCUUCGGGGCUCUGGAGCCCUGCAAGGCGUGCGCAGGCCAGCUGGUGUUUAAAGGCGAUGCCUACUACUGCACAGGAGAUAUUUCAGCCUGGACAAAGUGCGUGUUCAAGAUCGCAACACCCGUACGCAAAGACUGGGUCAUCCCCAAGGAAUUCCAUGAAGUUUCUUUCCUGAAAAAGUUUAAGUUCAAGCGUCAGGACAGAGUUUACCCCAAAGAAGCUCCGACUCAAACCUUGACUGCAGCCAAAGCCGAACCGCUGGCGAGCGCGUCCAGCGCCCCGACAGAGCGCCUGCCAGAGGCGCCCCCUUCAGGUAAACCUCUCACUGGUAUGAAACUGUUGACUGUGGGCAAACUGACAAAGAACAAAGAUGAGCUGAAGGCCGCCAUCGAGGAGCUCGGAGGGAAGAUUACCGGCACCGCCAACAAAGCGUCUUUAUGCAUCAGCACCAAAAAGGAAGUGGAGAAGCUCAAUAAGAAGAUGGAGGAAGUGAGGGAUGCCGGCGUGCGCGUGGUGGCGGAGGAUUUCCUGGCAGACGUCCAGUCGUCAGACAAACCGGUGCAGGAGCUGAUCUCGCUGCACGCCAUCUCCCCCUGGGGUGCAGAGGUCAAAGCCGAGCCCCAGGCGCCGACCGCCGCGUCCAAAUCUGGAGCGCUGGCAGCCAAAAGCACGGGGAGGGUGAAGGAGGAGGAAGGUGGCAGCAAAGCCAAGAAAAUGAAACUGACGGUGAAAGGUGGCGCUGCUGUGGAUCCAGACUCAGGUCUGGAGAACAGCGCUCACGUCCUGGAGCAGCAUGGGAAGAUGUACAGCGCCACCCUGGGUUUGGUGGACAUCGUGAGAGGAACGAACUCCUACUACAAACUCCAGCUGCUGGAGGACGACGUGCAGAAACAGUACUGGGUGUUCAGGUCAUGGGGCAGAGUGGGCACCACGAUCGGGGGCAACAAGUUGGUCAAAUUCUACGACAAGAACUUCGCCCUGGAUAAUUUCCUCGGCCUUUACAAGGAGAAGACGGGCAACGACUGGGGCUGCUCCGACUUCACCAAAUACCCCAAUAAAUUCUACCCCCUGGAGAUCGACUAUGGACAGGAUGAGGAGGCAGUGAAGAACCUGACAGCCUCCGCCGGCACCAAGUCCAAGCUAGAAAAACCCGUCCAGGAACUGAUCAAGAUGAUCUUCGACGUAGAGAGCAUGAAGAAGGCCAUGGUGGAGUUUGAGAUUGACCUCCAGAAAAUGCCGCUGGGAAAGCUGAGCAAAAGACAAAUCCAGAGUGCUUACGCUCUGCUCACUGAAGUACAGCAGGCCGUGUCAGAUUGCGUGGCCGAAGCACAGAUCCUGGAUCUCUCCAAUCGCUUCUACACUCUGAUACCUCAUGACUUCGGCAUGAAGAAACCUCCACUACUCAACACGCUGGACUACAUCCAGGCUAAAGUACAGAUGUUGGACAACUUGUUGGACAUCGAAGUGGCGUACAGCCUGCUGAGAGGAGGAGCCCUCGACGACAAGAACGACCCCAUCGACAUCAACUACGAGAAACUGAAAACCAAGAUCGAGGUUGUUGACAAGACUUCCCAUGAGGCUGAGGUCAUCCAGCAGUACGUCAAAAACACCCACGCCGCUACGCACAACACGUACACACUGGAAGUACAAGAAAUCUUUAAGAUCGUGCGGGAGGGAGAGCAUCAGCGGUACCGUCCGUUCGAGGAGCUCCACAAUCGCCAGCUGCUGUGGCACGGCUCCCGCACCACAAACUACGCUGGUAUCCUGUCUCAGGGUCUCCGCAUCGCCCCGCCGGAGGCCCCAGUGACUGGUUACAUGUUCGGUAAAGGUGUCUACUUUGCCGACAUGGUGUCCAAGAGUGCCAACUACUGUCACACCUCCCAGUCCGACCCUGUGGGCCUUUUACUGCUGGCCGAGGUCGCCCUGGGUAACAUGCACGAGCUGAAGAAGGCUUCUCACAUCACAAAACUACCUAAAGGCAAACACAGUGUUAAAGGUUUGGGUCGAACCGCUCCUGAUCCAAACGCCUCCGUCACUUUAGACGGGGUGCAGGUUCCUCUGGGAAAAGGAGUCCACACUAACAUCGAUGACACCAGUCUGCUCUACAAUGAGUACAUUGUGUAUGAUGUGGCCCAAAUCAAUAUGAAGUAUCUCUUGAAGAUCAAGUUCAACUACCAGACAUCGCUGUGGUGAAAGAGGCUGUGUCCGAACCAGCUUCCAAGAACCGAGACAAGCAAAGACCUGUGCUGCCUCCAAAUACCUGGGCUUACAUUCUCUGAAAAAUAUAAAGGUUUGGUGAUGUAGUGAUGACGUACCACACUUUGCAAUGGACAUUGAAAAUCUGACGUCACUUUAUCGCAUUCUUGAUCAGGUUUAGUAAUAGGAGCUAGUUUUCCUUGCUUAAUACAUUUGAUUGGUGAUUAAAAAAGUACUUCUGACUCUUUCAGAUGCCUGAAAGUUACAGCUCUUUACAGUUUUCCCACUUCAUACUUCAAUCUUUAAUCAAGGUUUGGGGAUAAACUCCAGAAAGUAUGAGUAGCUUUACGUAUUUUUUUUUUGUUCUUUAUCCUGUAGGUCCUAAGGCUUAGUAUUUCAAGUUUAGAAUGUGCAAGUGUUUCUAUCCUGCCAGGUCGGUGAGACCAUACUGUAAACGGUUUGACAUGUACAUAUUUGUUUUUGUUGUUUCUAUCUCAGUCUUCCCUUGCUUAAACAAAAAAAAAAAAGAAGAAGAAAAAAGUCAAGUGUGCAGAGUUUUCUGUUAAGGACGCAAUUACAUUGAAAUGC
Salarias fasciatus (jewelled blenny) is the source of this 3713-nucleotide messenger RNA. RefSeq names its product poly (ADP-ribose) polymerase 1 (gene parp1). Bases 78 to 3122 code for a protein of 1014 amino acids. NCBI's taxonomy places the organism in Eukaryota, Metazoa, Chordata, Actinopteri, Blenniiformes, Blenniidae. The record is from RefSeq and is a predicted model, not a curated record. Gene Ontology annotation, molecular function: NAD binding; NAD+ poly-ADP-ribosyltransferase activity; zinc ion binding. Gene Ontology annotation, biological process: double-strand break repair; protein poly-ADP-ribosylation. The transcript is spliced from 23 exons. Gene Ontology annotation, cellular component: nucleolus; nucleus.